AUGGAUAAUAUGCUCCCAACAGAAGACGAAUGGAUGCAAGUCCGCCGGAGGAAACAUCAACAACGGAGAGUGCCAAUGUCAGACGAGACAACCUUCUUCGUCACCAAUAUACCAAAUGGAGCUACAAAGACAGAAUUUAAGAAGAUAUUCUCAUCUUUUGGGAGGCUCUCUGAUGUAUUCUUCGUUGAUAAAAAAGGAAAAGAUAGAAAGAACUUCGGGUUCAUUCGAUACUUAGGUGUUGAAAGCGUGAAAGAGAUGGAGCCCAAGCUAAACGGUGUGAAAUGCAUAAAAAACAUUUUGGAGAUAAACUUGGAAAAACAUGGUAGAAAAGUUCCCUUACGGGGACACUUUCAAUCCAACCGGGCAUGGAAGAACCGAACUAAUUCUGUUCAGACUAUUCUGGGCAUUUCGAAGGCUCGUACAACCUUUCCCCAUCCGCCACCGCCACCUCCACCUCCAACACACAUCCUUCUGACAACUCUUCAGGUUGAUAAAGAUAUGGACGAAUGGAUUCAUAAAAGUACUCUCAUUGGUGAAGCACUAUCAUUGUCACAUCUGGGAUAUGCUUUAAUGUCAAUUCACAGCGACAUUGGUGUUGAGGUAAAAUAUGUUGGUGGCAUGCAAGCCAUACUCUGUUUCAAAAGCAUGGUGGAUGCCAAUAAAAUAAGAAUAAUUGACAGAAUUCCUUCAAAUGGUUGA
Messenger RNA from Lactuca saligna, 699 nucleotides. NCBI's taxonomy places the organism in Eukaryota, Viridiplantae, Streptophyta, Magnoliopsida, Asterales, Asteraceae. The record is from the annotation of a GenBank genome assembly.